AUGGCAACCGACGAAAUCGCGCAGUUGCGGGCAGAAAUCGCGGAUUUGACGCACAAAUUAGAGGAAGCUGACGAUGCCAAAACACAAGCUGGUCUAUAUGGUCUACAAUUGGUGCAGGAGAAGGACAUUCUUGAGCAACAAAAAGUGGAAUUGACAAGAGAUAAAGAGACGUUGCAACAAGAGUUGGAGACCUAUAAGGAGGUAAGGGGAGUUUUUUGAUUUUUUUGGAUUUUAGGGACGUUUUUGAGAAAAUACUAGAAAUUUUUUGACCGCAAAUGAUUUUCAGUUAAUGACAUUGAAAUUAUAGGGAAUUGUGUGUUAUUUACAAAAAGAAAUGGCAUUUUAUCAUUAACAUCACAAAAGUUAUGACAAUUUGAUUUUUUUGCACAAUUUUUAAAUUUUUGAAAUUUAGGUAACAAAAUUUUCAAAAUUUUGUUUUUGCAUUUUAACAAACAUGUUAUUGGCUAGAGUUUCAUAAAUUUUUAGUUUAUUUCAUUAGUUAUUUCAAAAGUUAUAGAUUAGUUAUUUUAGAAACGUCUUGUUUUUAUCUUACCUUGAGGUACUCAAAUGGCCAUAACUUUUGAUAUCAUCAUCAGAUUUGUUUAAUUUUUAGCCAAGUACUACUAAAAAGACUAUUGUUUGCCCACACCAUCUUUCAGCUUAGUCAAAUUUCAAAAAAUUAUAAAAAACCUAUAUUGUAGGCCCUGCACAAGUACCGUGAUGAACAUCGAAACGCCGCAAUUUCGGAGCUUCAUCAUGAAGCCGGCUUGUACGAAGAAAAAGAGAAGUUGGAAACAGAAUUUCAAGAAGCUGUAAAACAGUACGAAGAAAAGAUAAAGAAUUUGAAUCAAGAAUUGGAGCGAAAUAAGGCGGAUAUCGAGAGACUGCAGACAGUGGAACAAGAACAGGCGAGACGGUUGGAAGAUGUGGAGGAACAGAGGAGAUUGUACAAAGAUGAGUUGAAGGUAGGAUAGUUAUAAUAAAUUUUUGUGGCUUUUAUAGACAGAUCUUAACUUUUUUUAAAUAUUUUAAAAUUAUUUUUCUUGCACGGUGCAAAAAUUUUUAUUUUUGGCGAUGUGACAAUUCAAGAUUACUUUAGGUAACAAAUACUACUUUAUUAUUUAUUUUAUACUUGUAAAAAGCUAUUAAAACUCAUUUUGCUUCAAUUAGUUGGUAGAUAAUGUCACAAUAAUUUUUUAAAAAAUGAUUGCACUGUGCAACAAGUUUUCUUUUUAUCAUUGUGCCGUUUUAAAUUUAUUUUAGGUAACAAAUGCUAUUUUAACUUUUAGUAAGUUCCUAUAAACUAACUUUAAAAUUAAUUUUGAUUUGAUAGUCAAUUAAAUAAUGGCACGGUGAAUUUUUGAAAAAUGACUGCACCGUGCAAUCUUAAAAUUUGGUUGCACUGUGCAGACUAAAUAAAAAAAAGUUUUAUAUGCUGGUUUUGAUAAAAAUCAAUUUUUUAGAAUUUUGAAUUUGCAGAUUUUAAAUUUUGUAACUUCAAAAAUUUUUAAAAAAUUUAUUUUUGAAUUUUUUCUUAUGAAGCAAAAAGUCUUAAUUAACACUUUUCAGGACCUAAAAGACCGUGAACAAAAGUUAGUAAACGAGAACAAUGACCUAGAAGAAGAGAACGUGAACCUUCAAAAGCAGGUGUCAAAUCUAAAAGCGGCUCAAAUUGAGUACGAAAACCUUAAGGUCGACUUCACUCGAGUACUGGAAGAAAAUGACCACCUGCGGUCACAGGAUGACGAAAACCGCCGAUUCCAGGAAAUGUACGAAAAACAGAUUGAGGACAGUCUGGAACAGGCUAAACACGAGCGUGAACUGAGACAUUCAGUCCAGAAGGAGCUUGAGCACAUGAAGAAUCAGGAGCAAAUGUCCAAUUUGAACAGCUUGUACAUGAGCUUUUCGGCCGCCAAAGCUGACAACGAUGAGGAGAGGGUGAAUGAGCUGGAACGGUCAAUGAUUGCUGAUGCUCCGCUGGAAUCCAUCAAGAUCGAGAAGGGCAAUGAUCUGUUCAGUGAGAUUCAUGGCAGUGAAAUCGCCAAGUUGCAAGAGGAAAAUGACAAUUUGUCAAAACAGAUCGAGGACUUUAAGGAAAAUGUUGGAAGAGCGUUGUCACCGCUGUUGCAGAAGUUGCAGAUCACUGGGUUGACUGGUAGGUUAUGGACAGAAAGUUCUUGCCAUUUUUUGUUUUGGAAAGAAAGUUCUUGCCAUUUUUUGUUUUGUAAUGAAAGUUCUUGCCAUUUUUUGUUCUGUAAAGAAAGUUUUUGCCAUUUUUUGUUUUGUAAAGAAAGUUCUUGCUAUUUUUUGAUUUUUGAAGACAGUUUUUGCCAUUUUUUGUUUUGGAAAGAAAAUUUCUUCAAUUUUUUAAUAUUGUUACCUAAAAUAUAAUUUUUUAGAUUCCGGAGACAUUGAAAAACUAAAACAGAUAAUUCACGACGCUGUAGCCAAACUUGACGACAAAUUUAAGGCUGGCACACCAGACAAAGCCACAGAGCGUAAAGUUGAGCAACUCAAGUCGGAUCUUCGCAACAUUAUCUUAUCAUUGGGUACCAAAAACGCCCAGCUGGCGGCGGCCCAAGACCGUUUUCUUCACUUAGGCGAGUAUCUAGCUCAAAUCUACGCCGAAUUAGCGGCGAACGGCGGCGAAGACGAGGAACGACAGAAAAAAGUUGCCGCAAUUCAGCAAACCAUCCGCAACUUGGCCAAACGCAACGCCGAAGCGGACGAAAACGAGGAUUCUGGCGUUGAAAACUCUGAAUCCGAUCGUGACACAAAAUCCCCUAAAGGGCUACCGGUCGUAAACUCGUCGCGCAUUUUGUUGUCGCAAAAGUUGCUGAACGAAAUUGCGACAAAGUUGCAGAGCGGCGUAACACUGGCCGAGGUGCUGAACGAUUCUGAUAAGAGAGAGAAGUUGGCGGAAGAACAGGAAGACAUGGUGAAGAGCUACGACGCUUUCCAGGAGGUCAUGAAGGUGCUACGACAAGCUACGGACAACGUGGUACAGAGUAAAAUGGCUAUGGAGGAUAAGGACAAGGCGGAGUUGUGUCAGCAGAUCAGCAAGUUGAAGAGUUUGUUGAAUGUGAAGAGAGAACAAGUCAGUUCGUUGAGAACGGUGUUGAGGUCGAACAAGAGUGUCAAUGAGAAUGCCCUCCAGUCAUUGAAGUCCAAGUUUGAUACUGAAAAGAAGAUCAAGGAUGAGACGAUCGGUCAGUUGAGGAAGGAGCUGAAGCAGUUUAAAGAAGAUGCUGCUACGUUUGCAUCGAACAGAGCUAUGCACACUGCUAGAAAUGAGGAGUUACAGGCACAGGUAAGCUGAGAAAGAUGGGGUUUGUGAUAAAAAUUUGGUUGUAAAGAAAGUUUUUGCGGUUUUAUAAUCUAAAAAUUGAGCUUUUUAAACUCAGAAGACAUUGUUCUGCAUUUUUCAUGUUAACCACAUUUAAAAAAAACCCGUACCAAGUUUAAAAACUCAAUACUUUCAGAACGAACAACUCCGCAAGAAGCUGGCUCACGUUGAGGAAGAGAAGAAGACGCUAAAUCAAUUGUUGCGAAUGUCGAUUCAACAAAAACUGAAUGCUACACAACGUCUGGAGGAGUUGGAAAUUGACCGUGAACGGUCCACUUUCAAACGUCCAAUCAGACAGCCGCCAGCCCCACAGCCACAGCGUGAGGUUCGAGCUGUUCGGUACCCACAAAGCGGAGGUGGCAACCAGGCCAGUAACAACCAAACGUCGCCUCGGGGCUCGCAAAAGUAA
Molecule: messenger RNA, 3755 nt
Organism: Bursaphelenchus okinawaensis
Lineage: Eukaryota; Metazoa; Nematoda; Chromadorea; Rhabditida; Aphelenchoididae
Source: the annotation of a GenBank genome assembly